This is a messenger RNA of Anopheles merus, 762 nucleotides long. RefSeq lists its product as uncharacterized. Bases 1 to 762 code for a protein of 253 amino acids. The transcript has a single exon. NCBI's taxonomy places the organism in Eukaryota, Metazoa, Arthropoda, Insecta, Diptera, Culicidae. Gene Ontology annotation, biological process: DNA integration. Gene Ontology annotation, molecular function: nucleic acid binding. The record is from RefSeq and is a predicted model, not a curated record.
AUGGUGAGCGACAACGGGCCACAAUUUGUAAGCGCUGAGUUUUCGGAGUAUUGCAGUAGUCGCGGUGUACAACACGUCACAACUGCGCCAUUCCAUCCGCAAUCGAAUGGGCAGGCGGAGCGCUUUGUUGACACCUUCAAGCGGUCGAUGAGGAAGAUCCAGGAAGGGGGAACAACGCAGGACGAAGCGCUUGACGUUUUUCUGGCGAGCUACCGGUCAAACCCCAACGCUAUUUUGCCGGACAUGCAGUCGCCAGCUGAAGCCAUGCUAGGCAGAAAAAUGCGAACAGCGUUGGAACUGCUGAAACCUCCACCUGCAGCGCAAGCAGAACCGGCCAACUUGGAUAGACGAUUUCAGCGCGGUGACCUCGUCUACGCCAAGUUCUAUGCGCGGAAUUCAUGGAAGUGGGUUCCGGCGCAAAUCAUACGAGAGUUGGGCAGCGUUAUGUUCGAGGUGCAGACGAACAAUCAACGGGUUCACAGGCGCCAUGUGAACCAGCUGCGAAAACGUGAUUCGGCCGUGGGGGCUUCCAGCGAGGACGUGGACAUAGAUCAUUUGCCGUUUGAUCUGCUGACGGACAGCACGGUAGCGGAAUCGAGUUCUGUUCCCUUGACGGACCAUCAAACUAGCGCGUCACCCACACAACCAUCUCCACGCCCAAUCCCGUUCGCUACUACAAGACGCCAGCAGCCGAUACGGUCGCCACGCCGGUCUUCUAGGCUUAGAAGACUUCCGCGUAGGCUCGAGGGGUAUCGUCCGUAA